Molecule: messenger RNA, 601 nt
Organism: Lactuca virosa
Lineage: Eukaryota; Viridiplantae; Streptophyta; Magnoliopsida; Asterales; Asteraceae
Source: the annotation of a GenBank genome assembly
AUGAUCUCACUGCCGCCAUCACCGCCGACGACGGAAUUGCAGAUCUUGAACCGUCGUUACCUCUUUUCAGUUGCAUAUCCGGUGUACCGUGGCCAUCUCCUACCACCAAUGAACAUUCUUCAUCAGAUACAUCUUCGUGUAUCGUCUCCAUUUCCUACCACCGGUGAACAUCUGUCAUUAGAUACAUCUCCAGUCGGCUCCAGAUCUGUGUCGUCUCCAAUUUGUUCCUGCUUCAUGCUCCAAUCACCACAACUGACUCCUUCGGCAGCUUCUGCUUACCGCCGCUUGCUGCCUUAUGGUGUUGUCGGAAAAAUACAACAUCAACAUCUCGUCACUUUGCCUAGCCUCACGGUAACUAUAAUCUGAUUUAGAAGAAAAUAAUGGUUGCGAAGCUGGAAGCUGGUAUAGGUGGUUGGUGGGAGCAUGUGGUGGUGGUAGUAGUAGAGUUUGAAUUUUUGAUUUCUUUGAGUUUGUCAAUUAUUGUAAAUUGGUUUGUAUUAAGUUGUGAAUUUUGUAAAUUAAACUAUAAACGGACUGUAUAAACUUGUAAAUUAUAUAAGUUUUGUGUUCAAAUAUUAGAGCAUAUAAGAAUGAAAAUAUU